This is a messenger RNA of Telopea speciosissima, 952 nucleotides long. Its product is annotated as agamous-like MADS-box protein AGL11. Gene Ontology annotation, cellular component: nucleus. The record is from RefSeq and is a predicted model, not a curated record. The coding region runs from base 15 to 689 and encodes 224 amino acids. Gene Ontology annotation, biological process: positive regulation of transcription by RNA polymerase II. The transcript has 8 exons. Gene Ontology annotation, molecular function: DNA-binding transcription factor activity, RNA polymerase II-specific; protein dimerization activity; RNA polymerase II cis-regulatory region sequence-specific DNA binding. NCBI's taxonomy places the organism in Eukaryota, Viridiplantae, Streptophyta, Magnoliopsida, Proteales, Proteaceae.
GAGAAUUGUGUGAAAUGGGGAGAGGAAAGAUUGAAAUCAAGAGAAUUGAGAACACCACAAAUCGUCAGGUAACAUUCUGUAAGAGGAGGAAUGGAUUACUGAAGAAAGCUUAUGAGUUAUCGAUCCUCUGUGAUGCUGAAGUAGCCCUAAUUGUAUUCUCAAGCCGCGGUCGCCUCUAUGAAUACUCUAAUAACAGCAUAAGAUCAACAAUAGAGAGGUACAAGAAGGUCUCUACAGAUCAUUCAAACACAACCUCUGUUGCAGAGGCAAAUGCUCAAUAUUAUCAACAAGAAGCUACAAAGCUGCGUCAGCAAAUACAGAUCUUGACGAACUCAAACAGACACUUGAUGGGUGAUUCCCUCAGUACUCUCACUGUCAAGGAGCUGAAACAGCUCGAGAACCGACUUGAACGAGGCAUGACACGCAUCAGAUCCAAGAAGCAUGAGCUACUGUUUGCUGAAAUUGAAUACAUGCAGAAAAGGGAAAUGGAACUUCAGAAUGACAAUAUGUAUCUGCGAGCUAAGAUAGCUGAGAACGAGCGUGCACAGCAAGAAAAUAUGGUGACAGCGCAAGAAUUCGAGCCAAUUCAAUCAUAUGAUUCCCGAAACUACUAUCAAGUGAAUAUGUUGGAGGGAGGGCCUGCUUAUUCUCAUCCUGAUCAGAGUCAGACAGCUCUCCAUCUGGGGUAGAUUUGAUGAAGUUACAUGUAUUCCAAUGGAUCAUCUAUGCAGCACCUGAACGUGAAGCUCUCUUCUACUUAUUCAAAUGUUCUCUCUGGUAGUGUCCCAAGAACAUAUUUUAAGUGAGAAAAGAAUACCUACCAUGAGUAUUAACAGCAAGAAGUAUUCACCUUAAAACUCAUACUAUGGAUUAGUAACCUUUUUCCUUUAUUACUUGGAUGUAAGUUCACUCCGUAUUUUAUGCUAUAUGUGUGCAGUUUUUAUCUUGUAAA